Molecule: messenger RNA, 2852 nt
Organism: Bursaphelenchus xylophilus (pine wood nematode)
Lineage: Eukaryota; Metazoa; Nematoda; Chromadorea; Rhabditida; Aphelenchoididae
Source: the annotation of a GenBank genome assembly
AUGGUGAUCAAAUUGUUGGUGGCGGCGUUGCUGGCCGAAACGUUUGUUGCCGAGACAUUUCGAAUGCCCCUUCGGAGGGUAAAGAACGAGGCCAAGAAUGUUCUGGGUGGACGAUUGGAGUAUUUGGAUAAUGCUUUUGUGGGUAAGUCAGCUUCCGACGCACGUAACAAACACUCCGCAAUUUUCUGGCUGCUGACUUAAAAUUAAGUCAAUUCUUGUUUUAAAAAAGGUCUACAAUGUAAUCGAGCGGGUCACAAUGAAUAACAGUAUAUAUUUAGUUAUUCUAACACUAAAAUCACACCAUCUUCAGGUGUAAUUUCCCUCGGAACCCCCCUUCAAGACUUCAAUGUUGCCUUCGACUUUAACAGUUCUCUCCUUUGGGUUCCUUCUCCAGACUGUAAAUGCGAAGAAGAUUGUAAAAUCCGUAAGUAUUUUUGCCAAUUAUUAAAUGCCCUUUAGCCGAGAUUUGCUCCGACCAAUGUGGAGCACACUGCUGCAGCGAAGGAGAUAUCCCAGAAGACUUGGUGAAGCCCGCUGACUCCGAAUUGACCGGAACUUGUACCCACAAACUUGCAUUUGACAUCAACGGCUCUCAAACAUUCUUCACACGUAAGUUAAAAAAACACUAAAGAGUCUCGAAAAGUAUACUGCUGGCACUCUCCUACCACAGACCAAAAAAACGAUGACUCUUCUCUUUUUAGUCGGCAAGACCGCUGAGGUCAAAUACGACGGAGUUACAUUGAAGGCCAAGGUUGCAUAUGAUCAACUGAGCCUUGGCGCACGUCAUCGCCCCGGUCUCACCGUCAAAAAUGUUCAAUUCGGUCUGGUCAAGGAAUUCCCCACCACUUAUGAACACAACGCCUUUGAUGGAGUCUUUGGCCUCGCUAUUGCCAACGGCAAAAACGAAAAGAGUGUCAUCAAGCAAUUGGCUAGCCGCAAUCUCCUUCCCGAGCCAGUCGUCACUCUCUGGUUGAACAGCAUGGAAGAGACCGCUAUUGUCGACGGUAUCUUGUCCUUUGGUUCUGUUGAUGACCGUGUUUGUAAUGUCGACAAGUUGGAAUACAUCCCUAUCACUUCGACCAAGGCCUGGGAAUUUCCUGUAUGGUCGGGUAAAUUGGGAACCCGGGCCAGCUUCGAUACGGUCUCUAAGGUAACGAAAACUGCUAUAGGUCCCAUAAAAGGUAUAUGUAUAUAAAGGUGGUCAUACAAGAAUUCAGAAUUUUUUUUUCCCAAAUCGCAAUUUUCGGUGCACAAAAAAGUCGACGGCGGGCGCACACUUGCGGGCAACCACUUUGCGGGCAACCAGUUUGCGGGCAAAUUUUUUGCGGGCAGCCACUUUGCGGGCAGCCGACAUUUGCGGCCAGCACCGGCAUUUGCGGGCAGCCUGGGACAUUUGCGGGCAGGGUCGACAGUUGCGGGCAGCCUGGAAGAUUUGCGGGCAGCCGACAUUUGCGGGCAACCGACACCUGAUUGUGAGGGUAACAGGAUGGACGUGGAAAAAUUACUAUGAUAUUUUGGAAGUUUUCCGACAUUUGCGGGCAACCGGCACUUGAGGAUAACAAGGUGGAGGUGGAAAAAUUACUUCGAUAUUUUGGAAGUUUUCCGACAUUUGCGGGCAGGCAAUACUUGCGGGAAACCGACAUUUGCGGGCAACAGUUCCAAAAGUUCCUAUACAGUCUGUAUGACUGUUUUUUUCUGUUGCCCGCAAAUGUCGGCUGGCCGCAAGCGUCGGCUGCGCGCAAAUGUCGGCAAAUUUCCAAAAUAUCGCAGUAAUAUUUUCACCUCCACCCUGUUACCCUCAGGUGCCGGUUGCCCGCAAAUGUCGGCUGCCCGCAAGUGUCGGUUGCCCGCAAGUGUCCCAGGCUGCCCGCAAGUGUCUCAGCUGCCCGCAAAUGUUUCAGCUGCCCGCAAAUGUGACCCCCCAAAUUUUGCCCGCAAAGUGGAUGCCCGCAAAAAAUUUGCAACCUAGUCGACGCCCAAGUUGAAAAAUUUCAAAUAAUUGUAGGUUGUCUAGCUUCUACCGCAGGGCAUUGUCACACUGCUAAGUCAAAGAAAAAAACCGAUUUUUCCUUCAACGUCCUGUUUUGGGGUAUCGAACUUGGGACCACCAAAAGGUCUACUAAAUUAAUUUUCUUGGCUCCCGUUGAUGGUCAAUAAUGUGCAGUGGGACUUCAUUUAAAAAUCAGAAUGUACAUAUAAGCCCAUGAUUUGCAGCGACGUAAGCAUGCGGUAAAAUUUUUUUUGGAAAAAUUGAGUUUUUCGUCUUUCCAAAAGUUUUACAUCGACGGUUGUUACACUCUAAGAUGUAAAAUCGCUCCAACCGCUACACCACUAGAUAACAGCAAUAAUUCUCUACAAAAUGGUACUUGUUUCGUUUAAAUCCGUCCACGUUGAGCAGAGUUACACAAAAAACAAAAAAAAUUGAGUCUUUUGGCAGCUACUGCACAUUCUAUUCCCUUCCAAAAUAUACGAACCUUUUUCAGGGAGUUAUCGAUAUAAACAUUGUUGGGUUGGUCGUACCUAAGAAGUUCUUUGACUUUGUUACUAGCCACCUCUUCGCUUCUAAAGACCCCAUCUCGGGUGCCUGGGUCGGCCGAUGUCCAUCCGCCAGCUCCACAGAUGCUACUUAUUACGUCAUUGGCCGCUCAACUUAUACUAUCCAUCUGUCUCAACUCACAUCUGAAGUCGGGACCGCCCGUUGCGAAUUGCUUUUAUCCCCCGCAGAAGACAAGGACUUCUACCAAUGGAGAUUCGGAGCCGCCUUUUUAAAGAAACACUGCGCUGUUUUGGAUUACAACGGCCGAAUUGCCUUCCCCUUGGCCAGAACCGACGUUGAUAACAUAAUUAAUUAG